This is a messenger RNA of Plenodomus lingam JN3, 774 nucleotides long. RefSeq lists its product as uncharacterized. The record is from RefSeq and is a predicted model, not a curated record. NCBI's taxonomy places the organism in Eukaryota, Fungi, Ascomycota, Dothideomycetes, Pleosporales, Leptosphaeriaceae.
AUGUUCUCGCCUGGCUGGGAGAUGAGGAUAGUUGAAUCUUGGACAAUAGGCACAGUGUCAAAGGUAGGUAGAGCAGGCAAGGUUCAGUCUGGGAGAUGUCCGGGCGGGUGGCAAUGGCAAGCUUUUGCCAAGAAGAGCUUGAUAUGGCUUGGUUUGAUGGCCAAGGUGGACGGUUAUGAUUUGCGCAAACUCGAUGGCUGUAGACAAGACAAGACAAGACAAGACUCUGCUCGGCGCAAUCAAGGUGCCGAGGUGGUGGUAGGUGGCAUGGAUACCUAUGCCGAGGAUCCAGUGUCUUGCGCCAGAUCACAGCUUCCAAACGAUGAAAGUGGAGUACCCCUGGGGCUGCACAGGCAACAGAAGCUCAUACAAGGAGGCCAGCCCGCUUCGCGCCGGAUGAAGAGGGUUGAAAGACGAUAUACCUAUCCCCUGUACCGACGACCCGCCGCCCUCACUGUGCAUCUAUCCUUUGCGCAUUUGGCCCCCUCUUCGUCAACCUCGCGUCCUCCACAACUUCCUCCCUCGUGGCCGAAGGUCCCUGAGUUCCGUUUCCCAUGUCUGCCCAAGGGUACUAUCAGGGUCAGGCGCAGCCGCAGUACCCACAGCAAAGUUAUGGUCCCACGGGCGGCGGCUAUCCCCCCCAGCAGCAAAACGGCGGAGCUCCACCUCAGCAACAGCAAAUGUACUACGGCCCACCCCAAGGACAAUCCCAAUAUCAGCAGGCGCCUCCACAAAAGCAAAAAAAGGACAGGGGAUGUCUGGCUGCAUGUCUAG